Molecule: messenger RNA, 926 nt
Organism: Salvia hispanica
Lineage: Eukaryota; Viridiplantae; Streptophyta; Magnoliopsida; Lamiales; Lamiaceae
Source: RefSeq, a predicted model, not a curated record
UGCAGGAAAGGGCAAAGAAGACAAACCUGGAAAUCGGUAUAUAAAUGGCAAUUUCUAAAUAUUCCCGCUCAAAUAAACAGUAAAUAUGAGAGAUCUUCAGCUUCAAACACCGCAGAGAGAUCAACAUUCUGCAAAUCGACGCCUGAGAACAGUUUCGGCUCUCAAUAAUCUACGUAAGACUGCGAAAAAUAGCUUAAAUUCUGCUGCUUUGGAGUCGCCGAAGGAGUUUUCCGAGGCUUCAAAUGAUAGUCCCCUUGCUGAAUCUGCUGAGAACUCUCUGGCUUCAGUUCAUCCGGCAGAACCGCAAUCCUCAGAAUCAGUUGAUGUCUCAGAUCUGACUUCAACGCUAUCAUCCUCCUCCGUGGCUCCUACUCCUUGCAAGCAUGUCACCACUGAAACGGUCAGCACCGAGAAACCUGAAGUGGAUACUCUCAAGAUGGGAGGAUCAGUUGAGGCAGAGCUGGUGAUAAAACAUCUCAGAGAAGCUAGAAUUCAAGUCUUGAAAUCAAAAGACAUCGGCCCUGCAAAGAGCAUCGUGGAGGCUCUCAUAAGAAUCACAAUCGAAGAAGUUCAUGGUGGUGUUCAUGAAGAGGAUGAAUGGCUUGAUAAACUCUUUUCAAGCAAGUUCACUCCGGUUUUCUUGAUCUGUAUGAUGGUGUUAUGCUCUGUGUUGAUGGUUGGGUUCAUCAAUUGGAUUUGGAAUGGUUCCUUCACCGGCCCAGCACCAACAUAAUGAGCUAAUCUUGUGACUCUGUGGAUAAGAGACUGGAAUAAACAAAUGUGAGUAGGAAUCCAUUAUUUCUUAUGCAUAAGCAAGAAAUGAAAAACUCUGCUAAACUGCAAAUAUUACAAGCUGUCUAAACUGAAACUUGUUUAGCUAUCUGUGGUUUAAUAUAGUCAUGUAUCCACCACCUAUUUUGUUUUAA